Messenger RNA from Carassius auratus (goldfish), 933 nucleotides. RefSeq names its product ribonuclease inhibitor-like. Lineage: Eukaryota; Metazoa; Chordata; Actinopteri; Cypriniformes; Cyprinidae. Bases 1 to 933 code for a protein of 310 amino acids. The record is from RefSeq and is a predicted model, not a curated record. The transcript is spliced from 8 exons. Gene Ontology annotation, molecular function: protein binding. Gene Ontology annotation, cellular component: cytoplasm.
AUGUCAAACUGCAGUAUCACUGAAGAAGGAGUGAAGGAGCUUCUUGAUUCUGUAAAGGGUCCAGUGUGUAAACUAAAACUGAGGUUUUUGGGUCCUGAUGCAGAUGAAGCCUGUCAGUAUGUGGAAAGAGUUGUGGGUAAAAACCCGUUACUCCUGAGAGAACUGAAUCUGAGUGGAAGUAAACUAGAAGACUCAAAUGUGAAGAAGCUUGCUGCUCUACUGCAGGAUAAACACUGUAAACUCAACAGACUGAAAUUUUUGAAAAGUCCUGCUGCAGAGCAAGCAUGUGAUUAUCUCACUGAAGUUCUGGGUAAAAGUCCAUUAUUACUGACAGAACUGGAUAUGAGUGAAGAUAAAUUAGGAGACCUGGAUGGAGAGAAGCUCUCUGCUCUUUUGAUUGACUCUCAUAGCAAAGUGGAGAAAAUUAAGCUGAACAAUUGUAGGCUGACAGACAAUAGCUGUUCAGUUCUAGCCACUGUUCUCUCCUCCAAAACCAUCCUGAAAGAGAUGAACCUGAACAACAGCCGUCUUCUGGACUCAGGAGUCAAAGAGAUCUGUGAGAGACUGAAGAAUCCUGUGUGUGAACUGAAGAUACUCAAACUCUGUAAGUGUGAGCUAACAGAGGAAAGCUGUUCAGCUCUUGCUUCAGUUCUCAGUUCAGACUCCAGCAGUCUGAGGGAUCUUGAUCUGAGCAAUAAUAAUCUGCAAGAUUUAAGAGUGAAGCUGCUCUCUGAUGGACUGAAAGAAAACUGUAAACUAGAGAAACUCAAACUCUCUAACUGCAGUAUCACAGAAGAAGGUUAUAAAGCUCUGGCUUCAGCUCUGAGAUCAAACCCUUCACACCUGAUAGAGCUGGAUCUCAGAGGAAAUGAUCCUGGACAAUCAGGAGUGAAGGAGUUCAGUGAUUUAUUACAGGAUCCAAACUGUUUCUGA